Molecule: messenger RNA, 405 nt
Organism: Rhizophagus irregularis DAOM 181602=DAOM 197198
Lineage: Eukaryota; Fungi; Glomeromycota; Glomeromycetes; Glomerales; Glomeraceae
Source: RefSeq, a predicted model, not a curated record
AAAUAUUUACUUCGUCAAUAAAAAUUAAGAAGCCCAAUAAUGUCUAAUAACACUGAGUCCAAUAUACCCGUAAAUUUUACUGAAAAUUCAAAUAAUGAGUGGAUUAAUUGGAUUGAAGAAGCUAUUGCAAAAGAUUACUUUAAAUAUUAUGAAUUCAAUCAUUUUAGUAAUUUUAAAGAAAUUGGGUUUGGAGGGUUUGGGAAAGUUUAUCGUGCGAACUGGAAAAGUUCUCCUAGUUAUUUGGCAUUAAAAUCUUUUUUCAAUUUUAACAGCGUCACAAUUAAAGAAAUAGUUAAAGCUUAAAAUUCAGCGUGAAGUGGAUUUUCAUGAGAAUAUUAUUCGUUUCUGUGGUAUUACAAUAGAUGGAGGUACUCUUCGAGAAUAUUUGAAAGAACAUUUUGAUAA